Acytostelium subglobosum LB1 is the source of this 981-nucleotide messenger RNA. RefSeq lists its product as hypothetical. Gene Ontology annotation, molecular function: RNA binding. Gene Ontology annotation, cellular component: nucleolar ribonuclease P complex. The record is from RefSeq and is a predicted model, not a curated record. The coding region runs from base 1 to 981 and encodes 326 amino acids. NCBI's taxonomy places the organism in Eukaryota, Evosea, Eumycetozoa, Acytosteliales, Acytosteliaceae. Gene Ontology annotation, biological process: tRNA processing. The transcript has 3 exons.
AUGACAUACUAUGAUCUGUGUAUAUGUGAGCAAGAUCCAAAUGCCACCAAGGAUAUGUUGUUGUUCUUGACAAAGUUGGGUUAUGAUUCAGUUGCUAUUACACAUACAGUUGAUGGAAGACUCGCCCCUAAAGAUACAAAUAGGAUACCUCAUGUGAACUUGAAUGAGGAGAGCGCAACUACAUCAGGAUGGUUUAGAGUUGGAACGGAUACAAGGAAGAUCAAACAGUACUCGAGAUUGGAGGUGAUAUGUAAGACGGUACAGGAUUUUAAGAUGAUCACUCGUACCAACCCUGUGAUCAUGUCCUACGAUAUUGUUAGUGUCGUGCCAAUGGACGUGAGCAUCUUCAACCUGGCAUGCAACUCAUCCGACAUUGACGUCAUCACACUCACUUCACAUUGUCACUAUGUGGUGAGACCCGAGAAGGUUCGCCAGGCCAUCGCCAAUGGAGUCUUUAUCGAGUUGGCCUACAGCCCCCUCCUGAACGAGGCAGAGGAGCGCGACUACUUCAUCCAGUACGCGUCGGCCAUCAUCAGAUCAUCUUAUGGAAAGAACAUUAUAUUGAGCUCACGUGCCAAGACCCCAAGAGUGAUGCGAUCGCCCUACGACCUUUGCAACCUGGGUCACCUGUUUGGCAUGACAUUCGACCAGGCCAAGGCGGCCGUCACCAAGAAUCCACACUCUGCGAUGCUGCACGGCGCCUCUAGACGAUCACACUUUGGAAUGAUGGCGCUCAAAGACCCAGCUCUGUCCAGUGAGUUGGAGGCAUGGAAGAGAGAUCAACUGGUCGAUGUCAAGCCCACCAACAACACAGUACCACAUCCCAAGCAUAAUAAGACAUCAGCUGAGCAACACGAUGGAAUGAAUAUCGAUGGUGGUGAGGACAGUGAUGAUGAUGAUGAGCCAGCAAAGACCUCAACAUCAACAACAACAUCAGCGUCAUCUUCAUCAGGGUCGAAGACAUCCAAAGGCAAAAAGUAG